CAUCAUCCUCGUGGACUCCAGGCACCAAACAUCACCCCAUCCAUCUUCUUCUUCCUCUCCCUUUAUCAAACGCCUCGAUUGUUUCAUCUCUUCUGCUUCUCUUAUGUGUAUUUCUAUCACCUAGCCAUCAUGCCUGAGAAAGGCUCACCAGAAAAAGACCCUCCCAUCCCACCUCCGCUCGACCCUUUCCCCACCUAUCAGACUCCCUACCCUCGACCCGACAAGGAGAACGAGAACCCCUUCAUUCAGUUCCGUCGCUUUGCAGAUGACCAAUUCUCAUCCUUCUUCCAGGGUGUUCCCCGUAUGCUUGGCUUUCAACCCAGGAAAGACGUGGAUGACAUGAUGCGUCAAAGGCAAGAGUGGCAGGAAGGAUGGAGGAAACAGGUCGAACAAGAGAUGGAAGAAAUGAGACAAAUGCUCCAGGGUUCGAAAAGCCGCAGCGAGAGCAUGGAAAGGCUUAGGCAACACCUCGAGAGUACAACUCCGGACGGUCCUGAGUCGACCGAGGAGCGUACGGACAAGAUUAGACGACAUCAGCUUGAAACCCCAGGGAUAUCAGAGCAUGUGUGGACGCGUGCGGAAAAUGCCUCAUCCUCUCCACAAGACACCGCACCUUGGUGGACUCGAGGAGCGGCGGCCAGAUGUCCCGCGUUGAACGGGACUGGGUCGCAAGGCAACUCAUCGAAAUGCCCGGCACUGUAUGACGACAACGGACAAGCGAAGACUGAGUUAGAUGCCUACGAUACACUGCGAAACACCAGUAACGGCAACGAUGUGCCAGUGUUCCAAGCUCCUGUCCAGGAUACCUUACAUCAGCAGUCAAAGUCGUGGUUUUCCUCCUUUGGCUGGGAUGGCAGACAAAGGACGGAGGCUUCAGGUGAUGAUCAAGGCUCGAAAGACGGUCGUGACCAGGCAUUGGCACGACCAGCUCGUCCUAAAACCUAUACGAUGUUCGGCAGUCACCGAAUGGAUCCUUUCACUGACACUGACGAUACGAUUCCUUGGCUCCUGCUGAGCAAGUAUUCGCCGGUCUAUCUAUGCAAUCCUUCCCAACCAAGGCUGUUCAAGGUGCGGAUACAGGAUGCUGAAGGAGUCCCAUUCCAGAUCUACCGACCAAGAUUAUUUCAAAGGUGGUAUUCUGAAGUUGAUGAGAGGUUGGCGAGACGCCUGCCUUGGGCAGAUGCCUUUGAGGAUCUGCUUAGCUUACAGCAGACCGGCGAGAUGGUGGAUAGAGACUGCUCGACCUGGCGCACGCCUAGCACGUGGAUCCACGAUAUGGUCCACCGAGGAAGUCUUGGCUCUCGUUGGGGCUUCAAUCAGGAUGGUCUCUUGAUGAAACGGCUCGACGACACGAAUACUACGCUGGGUUCGCCGCAUAUCAAGGACCAUUGCAAGCGGGAAAGGGAAAGAAGAUGGGGCUGCAGGAGGCACAGCGAAGAGAAGCCAUCAACGACACCGUCGCUCAAAUUAACAGAAAAAGAGGAAGACUUUAUUGACGACGUGAUUGACAAGGCCACCGAGCCUCUUGCACCUUUCCCUAUUUUUGGCAGCGUUCUGUCUGCUGCUGAUUCGAUCGUGUCUGCUGUCGAAGCAGCGCAAGAGGACUUCGAAAAGGCGCAGGCAGCCACUGAGAAGCUGUUCCAGCCAGAACAAACCCAAACUAUCGAAGAAGCCCCAACUCCAGUACUGUCAACAUCCUCCUCAUCGUCAUAUUCCUACGAAAGCUCAUUUUUCUCGUCUGGCCAAUCAACCGAUUCUGCAAAGCACGUUGUCGCAACAACAACUUCGACCACUGAAAGGACUCUCCCGGAUGGAUCAGUCGAGACUAAGCGUACAUACAAGCAACGUUUCGCUGACGGCACUGAGGAAUCCGACGAAAGUGUGGAGGUCAGGAACAUUCCACGCGCAUUCCCAUCACCUCUCGAGGACUCUACGAUCCUCAAACAGACUCAUAAACAAGAGCCUACUGUUGUCUCCUCUUCGCCCGAUCGGCAUGAUCGUGCUGUGUCCUUGGCAACUCGUCCAGACUCAGACGAUACACUCGUACUCGAGUCGCUGAAAGACGAUCCCCAUCAACCAUCGAAAGCGAGUGCUCCACUCCAACAAGACAGACAGUCAGAAGGAGAGACUGCGCACCAGCAGAAGCAGGAUGGAGAUGGUACCCGCCGACCCGGACGAGGUGGCUGGUUCUGGACAUGAUUAGUUGUCACUAUUGUCGCAAGACGUCCUGCAUCUGCGGACUCGAACCGACGGGGGAACAGCUCAUGACCAGCCAGGGCCGAACUUCAAACACGAUUAUGACCUCCUUGUUUCAACGACAAUGCUUUGACUUUAUUCUGCCAGACUGGACUCCACUCACUUUCGCCCCGCUCACGCUCAUCCAACUACCUUGCCAAUCUUACCUCUUCGACUGAAAGCCUUUACCAACACCAUGAUCCCCCCCUCCAUGAGCCACGAAUAUAUCGUCGCUUCCAUUGUGUUUACUUACGCCGACAUACUCCAACUCCGAAACCUCACACUGUUCGCUUUUGUGAGGACGCUGUGCUGGUGCAGUCACCAUGCCGAAUUGAGUGUAUGUAGGUCUGCGAGCGUGUCUCGUCUGAAUGACUGUAAAUCCUUUGGGCGUAACUCCGUAAGGGAUCUGAGAAUGAAUGUUUUCACUUACUUAGCCUUUUGGGGAAAGGGGUGGAUGGGUAUAGGCCAUUUUUGGGGUUGAUGUGAUAUGAUAUUGAUGUGUAUAUGAUGGGAAAUACGA
This is a messenger RNA of Exophiala xenobiotica, 2755 nucleotides long. RefSeq lists its product as uncharacterized. The record is from RefSeq and is a predicted model, not a curated record. Lineage: Eukaryota; Fungi; Ascomycota; Eurotiomycetes; Chaetothyriales; Herpotrichiellaceae. The transcript has a single exon. The coding region runs from base 130 to 2199 and encodes 689 amino acids.